AUGUUAAGAAAAAACAAAAUGUUAAUUUUUAAAUACUUUCUUAAUCUCAUUAAUGGAGCCUUCUUGGUUCUUGGACUUUUACUCAUGGGAUUUGGUGCAUGGCUCUUAUUAGAUAGAAAUAUUUUUUUCACAGCUUUGGAUGAAAAUAAUCACUUGAUAGUAGAUAUUUUUCAAAUUUUGAUUGGAACUGGAUCUGCUAUUGUUCUUCUUUGUCUCUUGGGUUAUUUGGGAAUUCACAGUGAAAUCAGAUGGCUCCUACUUCUGUACACAGCACUGUUAAUGUGGGCCUUUGGUGUUCAGGUUGUAUUUUCAAUAUUCAUCUUCAUAAGGAAAAAGGAGGUUUACCAAGUAUGGCAUGAUAAAAUUGACUUAAUCAUUACUGAGUAUGGAUCUAAAGACAUGCCUGAAGAUAUACCCAAAUGGAUUGUUCUGAAUGCUUUACAGAAAACAUUACAGUGUUGUGGCCAAUACAAUUACACAGAUUGGAUAAAGAAUACAAAUAAAGAAAAUUCAGAACAGGUGCCAUGUUCUUGCACAAAUUCUACAUUAAGGAAGUGGUUUUGUGAUGAGCCCCUGAAUGCAACUUACCUGGAGACCUGUGAAAAUAAAAUCAACACAUGGUAUAGUACUAAUGCUUUAACGUUAAUUGGAAUUAACUUUGGACUUUUAACUUCAGAGGUUUUGCAAAUCUUCUUAACUGUUUCUUUCUUCAGACACAUCAAUAAUAGAAUAUAUGCAGGGGUGUGA
Messenger RNA from Callorhinus ursinus (northern fur seal), 747 nucleotides. RefSeq names its product tetraspanin 19 (gene TSPAN19). Gene Ontology annotation, cellular component: plasma membrane. Lineage: Eukaryota; Metazoa; Chordata; Mammalia; Carnivora; Otariidae. The record is from RefSeq and is a predicted model, not a curated record.